AUGAAACGUAUGGUAUUCUUAUCAUGGCCGUAUCAUUUCGAUAUCACAUCGCCCAUACUGUUCCACCUCAACGGAUAUCGAACCAUUGCCAACGCUGGCUACGUGUUAGGCAAGAAAGCACUCGGAAAACUCAAAGUCCCGGAGAACUACUUUGAAAUUAAAGCCGAAGGAUAUGAUGGACAUCUGGAGUGGGAAGGGAACACUGAAAGAGAUGUACAAAUGGAAUACCUAUGCAAGCUUCUACAAGCACCAAAAUCAGCUGAGAUGACUAAAGAAGCUCUUAUGAUAGCCAUUUGUAUUGGUAGUAGGCCGCUGGUCGAGCUGAUUCUGUCAUUGUUCAGAGACUUUCCACAUGAAGAACGCAGUGGUUGUUCGAAUUCUCCCGGUUUCCUGCCCCAUAUGACUCCGUUGAUGCUCGCAAGUAUUCUGAACAACUUCUCCAUCGUUCAAUGCCUUCUACUCAGGGGUCAUUCCAUCGAUCUUCCUCAUCACGUGGACGCAUUACGAGCUGUAUGCUCUGAAGCCUUCCUUUGGCUUGCUACCGAUGACCCGUUUGCGGCCGCCUGCUCACUCUCACAGGACCUCGCCAUUUGUAUGAAAAACGAUAAUUUCGAGUUCAUGGACACCUACCGCGUGCUCUAUAACAACAUACAACGAUUCACGUGUCGUAUAAUUGAGAAUAACUGGAGAGUGGAAGAACUGGACAUAUUUCUUGCUCAUGUAGGUUACACCUCGGUUCUCGGAAUCAGUGGUGGAUCAUUAUGUCUCGUUCAGAAGUGUCACUGCUCCCUCUCAUCUUGUGCAGCUCCUUAUCCCAGAAUUCAGUUAGCUCUCGAAGCUCGAAUGCGUCAUUUCGCCGGUAGCCCCAAUGUACAACGAGCAAUGUCCUGCAUUUGGUGGAGAGGUUGGGGAAAUUUUGGCACGAAUCCAGCUCGGGAUUCCUAUCGAGUACUACGACAUGUAUUCCUUUAUCCUAUACUAGCUUUGCUUUAUAUCUUCAGUAAUGGAAAACUAGCUUCUUCGUUUGAUGUGCCUCUUGCAAGGCGGCAAUUUAGAGCAGCUGACUUUUUAGCUUUCGGGAUAGCAAUCGAGGCUUACUGCUAUCUGUAUAUACUUGGAUUAAUGCUGGAACGAUAUAUACAGUUUUCACGAUUUGGAUUUCGGAAUUAUUUCGCAUUUUGGUGGCGAUGGUUCGACUUUUUGCUAAUAGGCUCGUUCUGCCUAGCUUUUCAUCUAUGGAUCUGCGGAGUUCUGAUGCCGAUGGAGCCUGACCUUGAACUCCUCAGUCGAAUUCAUUGGCUGUCGCCAGAGGAUGUAACCUUCGCAGUACUUCAAUCUCACCCAUUACAGCCAGCAUGGGACUACUUCCUGAUCUAUGACAUAUAUUUGUGUACAGGAUGUAUACUCGGCUUUUGGAGGGUGUUCUAUUUCUUUCAGCUCAUCAAAGGAAUCGGUGGAAGUGUGAUUUCCGUGGGAAGUUGUAUAUCAACAAUCUACAACUAUCUGGUCGUUAUGGGCGUCGUUAUGCUGUCGUUUGCCGUCGGUGUCAACCUGCUCGUACAACCAUACCUGAACAGUGUUGUCGUCAAAGAAGAUGGCACCCAAGAAGCCAUGAACACCCGAUUCGGCACUAUUUUCUCUACAAUUCGCAACAUGUACUGGGCAGUAUACGGCUACCUUGAUCCGUCAGUCUAUCCGACCGUCAAUGGAAAUUCUGGACCAGAUCAGGCUCCGGUGGACCAUUACCUUACUUCAUUUGCUACUGAGUUGCUGCUUACCAUUUAUCACUGUAUAAUAGUAAUAAUACUACUCAACUUGAUGGUGUCACUUCUGGUGAAGAAAGCUGAUGAAGUGUUGGAAAACGAAGAAAGUGAAUUCAAAUACACUCGCAUUGUCAUCUAUUCGGAAUACUUUGCUUGGUCAUCUUCAGUGCCACCGCCGUUCAAUCUGUUAUACGUCAUUAAAGAGGCACUUUGGAAAUUGUUCGGUGACGACAAGGUCACCAUCUCUUGGCCGGAAAUCUGGACAGAAAAAGAGCUCAUCAAGCCGGACCAUGAAACAUGCUCGAAGGACUGCAUGACAUACAACAACCUAAUGAUGACACUUUUCUCAAGAUUCCGUGCCAGUAAAGAAUGCCAUUACAGAAGUAUCUUCAGGACAGAAUUUGACAAAGAUCGUGCUACAGCCGAGUCAGCAGCUAAAGUGGCAUUCAUGAAUUCCUUCAAUGAUCGUUAUGAAGCCUUCCAAUGGAAACCACCUCAACCCACCGCUGUCACACCGCCACCUCGAGCAGCUCAAUAG
Messenger RNA from Haemonchus placei, 2301 nucleotides. The record is from the annotation of a GenBank genome assembly. Lineage: Eukaryota; Metazoa; Nematoda; Chromadorea; Rhabditida; Trichostrongylidae.